Athalia rosae (coleseed sawfly) is the source of this 2195-nucleotide messenger RNA. RefSeq names its product synaptobrevin-1-like (gene nSyb). NCBI's taxonomy places the organism in Eukaryota, Metazoa, Arthropoda, Insecta, Hymenoptera, Athaliidae. Gene Ontology annotation, cellular component: SNARE complex; plasma membrane. Bases 138 to 677 code for a protein of 179 amino acids. Gene Ontology annotation, biological process: vesicle-mediated transport; vesicle fusion. The transcript has 5 exons. Gene Ontology annotation, molecular function: SNAP receptor activity; syntaxin binding. The record is from RefSeq and is a predicted model, not a curated record.
CUAACGUACAGUUUGUGGCAGCAGCGGCAGAAGUGAGCGGCAGCACAUUCACCGACAGCUUGGAGCUCUGUGCAUCUGAUACGUCCUGCAAAUUCAUUUUAAGAGUGAAAAGUAAAGUUCAACGUUGACACAGAACCAUGGCGAGCGAAGGCGGUCUCGGACCGGAUGCGGCCGCAGGAGCAGGUGGUGACGGAACGGUCGGAGGACCCAGAACACCGCAGCAAAUCGCGUCGUCGAAAAGGCUGCAGCAGUCACAGGCUCAGGUCGACGAAGUUGUCGGUAUAAUGAAAACGAACGUCGAAAAGGUCUUAGAACGUGAUCAAAAACUUUCCGAACUAGAUGAUCGAGCAGACGCUCUGCAGCAAGGUGCGUCACAAUUUGAACAGCAGGCAGGAAAAUUGAAGCGGAAGUUCUGGCUACAGAAUUUGAAGAUGAUGAUCAUCAUGGGAGUUAUCGGUCUCAUCAUAUUAGCUAUCAUCGUUGCAAAGUUUAUGCCAGACAGUGCCCCACCCCCGCAGCAGCCAAAUUAUGCUUACAUGCCACAGCCACAAGGGAUACCUCAAACUGGUCCAGUGGGAGCUACGGGUGUCGGAGGAGCACCAGCCCCUGCGACAGGAGGUCAAACAGCUGGAGCAGCGCUAGUUGGUUCAUUGACUGGCUCUCACAAUAUCAUGUAAGAUUUAUCCACACACACGAGGAUGCUGACAAGUUGAAAUGCCGUUAACUCUACUAUAGGAUAUAAAAUAUUUCUAAAGAGUAAUUUCUAUCAACUUGUAACUCUAUAAAUUUGGCCAACUUAUAAAUUCAAUCUUAAUACAGAUAUUGAUCGUACAAGAUGUUUGUCCAUAAAUUGACAAACAUUGAAUCAUUGAUAUCUUAUAAGUAUUGCACUAUUUCAAAGCAGUCUUGUGUGAAUUUUUUUCAAACAAAAUCGACGCGGUCAAAUCAACUGUAAUUCUGUACAACAGCAUUGGAAGAAAUAUUUAUUACAAAUACACCUAGGUGCCAUUGUAACAAUAAUUAUUAAAAUUGCUUUUAUCGUUAUUACUUCUGUUGUACUAAUUAUUGUUACUGAUAUUAUUGAUCUACUGCUACAUGUUCGACGAGUAUACAAAUAUUCUACAACUUUGCGUUGAUGUCAGUUGAUUACUUGAAUAUUGGUCAGCCCCCUGGAUAUUACUAUCAUCGAAGAAUGCUAUAAUAUAAAUAUACCUAUUACAAAAUGUCAAUACAGCAAUCAUUUAACGACGACACGUAAAACAUAAUGAAGACACUUACAGCCGCGUACUUUAAUAUAUUCAUUCUAGGAGGUAUUAUUAUGAAUAAUAUAGGCAUACACCCUUCUAUAUACUAUAAAUUGUAUACCUACUAAGCGUUUGUUAUCUAACAAAUAAAUUUAUUAUCAUUAUAUUGUAGUGUGCCAGCUAUAAUUAUUAAUAGAUAAAUAUAAUAUACAUACACAUUAUGUAUUAUAUAAUGGAGGGUGCAGUUAUUAUUUUUCAACAAUUUUUCCUGUCAACAUUCUACAGAUUAUACAUACAUAUGUACGUACCUAAUCUGUUGACACUCCAACUCUGGCCUAUAUUUUUGUUAUUAUUAUUACAGUAAAACAAAAAUGUUGCUUGUAACAAAAAUCCGAUUACGUUAUUGAUCAUUGUAAAGAAUCAUUGCUAUACAUAUAGCUGUGAGGAAAUUUUUUUUAUAGUAUCUGUUAGGUAAAGAAGAAAAAAACAAGGGGUAUGAUAAUGAUACACUAAUUCUAUAUUAAAAUUAGUUUUCCUAUAUGAAUACAUACAUUACUUACUCGUACGUGUUUCUUAUCUACUAAGACUUAUCGGGAAAAGAAAAUCUAUGAUCAUCCUUCUAAUUUGAAGUAAAGACCUGAAAGAAUUAUAUGAAAACGUAAACACUUGCAUGUGAUAUUCUAUUUUAUCCUGUUAUAAGAUUUAUUUCAGCUUUUUCAUCUACCUGCAUUAUUUAUUGUAAUUGGCAUUAUUAUUACUAUGAAUAAAUACAGCUAUAAUAACUGUAAAAAUAAAUGUCAAACUGAAUUCAAUAACACUAUCGAUAUUACCGUAAGAAAUAAAUAGUACAUAAAAUGUAUACUAUAAGCGCCAGUAGGAAAAAUCUCAUUAUAUUGUAAAUCAGACUUCGAAAAAUAAAAUGGUAAAGAAGAAUUUUAACGAUUCCAAAAA